Molecule: messenger RNA, 415 nt
Organism: Dinoponera quadriceps
Lineage: Eukaryota; Metazoa; Arthropoda; Insecta; Hymenoptera; Formicidae
Exons: 2
Coding region: 133-396 (87 amino acids)
Source: RefSeq, a predicted model, not a curated record
AAGAAGCAUACAUAUUGAUAGGAAUCAUUCGAAUUCACUAUAAAUAAGAGGUGCGCAGCAGAGAAAUCUCACAAUGCGCGGUUAUUUGUCGAGAAGGUAGUAAAAAAUACUAAACGUUUUACAAGAAGUACAAUGAGAGCAUUCAGGUUUCUUCGUGUUCUUUUAAUAAUGGUGAUAAUAACGAUAUGUGUGAUACCAUUGGGAACGUGCAAAACUAUCCCGGUCCAUGAAACAACCGAAAGAUUUCAUAGGACACAAAAAACAACACAAACUACAUCUACUGAAACGUGGCUUACCACUCCUUAUAUCAUAGAUACUCCUCGGAAAAGUGAUAAAAUGAUUUGCCCGGAAGGACAAAAGGUAGAUCAACACGGAAUAUGUCGUGAGAGGGUUUAACAUCGAAAAUAAACAGGUA